Fraxinus pennsylvanica is the source of this 1449-nucleotide messenger RNA. NCBI's taxonomy places the organism in Eukaryota, Viridiplantae, Streptophyta, Magnoliopsida, Lamiales, Oleaceae. The record is from the annotation of a GenBank genome assembly.
AUGCAAUCUCUCUACCUCUCUUCACUGCCUGCCUUUGAACAACCUUUUCUUACCCUCCUAAUCUCCUGUUUUUUGCUUCUGAUUCUGGUUCUGCUGCAACAAUGGUGUCACCAAACAGACAAACGCCGCCUGCCACCGGGCUCCAUGGGCUGGCCUUACAUAGGCGAAACUCUAAAACUCUACACCGAACAUCCUAAUACCUUCUUUUUCACUAGGAGGAAAAGGUAUGGGGACGUAUUCAAGAGCCACAUAUUGGGAUGUCCUUGUGUGAUGAUUUCGAGGCCGGAAGCUGCGAAAAGUGUUCUAGUGAAUCAAGCUCAUCUGUUUAAGCCUACAUAUCCACCAAGUAAAGAGAAGAUGAUAGGGCCACAAGCCAUAUUCUUUCAUCAAGGGGAUUAUCAUUUAAAACUCAAGAAGUUGAUUCAAGCUUCUUUCGCUCCCUCUGUUGUUAAAGGAUCAGUCUCAGCAAUUGAAGAAAUUGUUCUCAACUUUCUCCCCACCUGGGAAAACCAUGCCCUUAUUUGCACUUUACAAGAGAUGAAGAAGUAUGCUUUCGAAGUGGCGAUGAUGUCGGCCUUUGGAAACAACCCUGAACCAGAAAUGGAAGGAAUCAAACAUUUGUAUCAGAUCUUGGAGAAAGGUUACAAUUCAAUGCCUAUGGAUUUUCCAGGGACUCUAUUCAACAAAGCAAUGAAGGCAAGGAAGCAAUUGAACGAGGCCUUGAGGAGAUUGAUUGAGAAGAGAAGAGGAAAUAGUAAAUUACAUAAAGAUGGAGGGCUGUUGGGGUUUUUAAUGAGCGCUCAAGAGCAAAAGUUGAAUAAUUUAAGUGAUUCUCAAAUUUCUGAUAACAUAAUUGGUGUAAUAUUUGCUGCUCAUGAUACUACUGCAACUGUUCUAACCUGGCUGCUCAAGUACUUGCUCGAUAAUCCUCUUGUCUUACAAGCUGUCACGAGGGAGCAAGAAGGAAUUCAAAGCAAAUUAGUAGAAGAAAAUCGAGGGCUUACAUCGGAUGACACGAGACAAAUGUAUCUGACUAGCAGGGUUAUCCAAGAAACAUUAAGACUAGCGAGCAUUCUAUCGUUUACAUUCAGAGAAGCAGUUGAAGAUGUCGAAUUUGAAGGUUACAUAAUCCCCAAAGGUUGGAAGGUUCUUCCUCUAUUCAGAACCAUUCAUCAUUCUGCAGAUUUCUUCCCUCAACCCGAAAAGUUCGAUCCUUCAAGAUUCGAGGUGCCACCAAGACCUCACACUUAUAUGCCAUUUGGUAGUGGACUGCAUUCUUGCCCAGGCAGUGAGCUUGCUAAACUUGAGAUGCUCAUUUUCCUUCACCACUUCACUACCACUUAUAGAUGGAAAGUCAUCGGGGACGAGGAUGGUAUCGAAUAUGGCCCAUUUCCUGUGCCUAAAGGAGGACUACCAAUUGAAGUUCGAAGAAGGAAUUACAAACCGUAA